Phacochoerus africanus (Common warthog) is the source of this 930-nucleotide messenger RNA. RefSeq names its product olfactory receptor 4X1-like. Gene Ontology annotation, molecular function: G protein-coupled receptor activity; olfactory receptor activity. Gene Ontology annotation, cellular component: membrane. Bases 1 to 930 code for a protein of 309 amino acids. Lineage: Eukaryota; Metazoa; Chordata; Mammalia; Artiodactyla; Suidae. Gene Ontology annotation, biological process: G protein-coupled receptor signaling pathway. The transcript has a single exon. The record is from RefSeq and is a predicted model, not a curated record.
AUGGCUACGACAAGCAAUGUGACUGAGAUCAUUUUCUUGGGCUUCUCCCAGAACCAGGAUGUGCAGAAGUUCCUUUCUGCGCUGUUUCUCAUCAUGUACCUGGCCAUCGUGCUGGGUAACGGCCUCAUCGUGGUGACCAUCACGACCAGCAAAGGGCUCAGCUCCCCCAUGUAUUUCUUCCUCAGCUCCUUGUCCUUUGUGGAGCUCUGUUACUGUUCUGUCACAGCCCCUAGACUCAUCCUUGACUCUUUUAUGGAGCGGAGAGUCAUCUCCCUCAAGGGCUGCCUCACACAGAUAUUUUUCCUCCACUUCUUUGGUGGCACCGAGAUCCUCCUCCUGACAGGGAUGGCCUAUGACCGCUCCGUGGCCAUCUGCAAGCCCCUGCAUUACACGGUCAUCAUGCCCCGGCGGGUGUGUGGCCUCCUGGUGGGGGCGGCCUGGGGUGGGGGCCUGCUGCACUCUGUGGGACAAACCUCCCUCAUGUUCCAGUUGCCCUUCUGUGGCCCCAAGGUCCUCGACCACUACUUCUGUGACGUCCACCCCAUGCUGAAGCCGGCCUGCGCAGACCCCUUCCGCAUCGGCCUGCUCAUCAUCGCCAGUGGUGGCUCCAUCUCGGUGGUCAGCUUCGCGGGGCUGCUCGCGUCCUACGGGGUCAUCCUGCGCUCCCUGAGGACCCGGUCCUCAGGAGGCCGGCGCAAGGCCCUCUCCACGUGCGCCUCUCACGUCGCAGUCGUGGCCCUGUUCUUCAUCCCCUGUUCCUUUGUCUACAUGAGGCCCUGUGUCACCCUCCCAGCAGACAAGAUAGUGGCCGUGUUUUACACGGUGGCCACGCCUCUCCUAAACCCUGUCAUUUACUCCUUCAGGAACAUGGAAGUGAAAAACGCCAUGAGGAGACUGAUGGGGAGGAAAGCGAUUUGGGCAGAGAAAUAG